Fopius arisanus is the source of this 6447-nucleotide messenger RNA. Its product is annotated as rho guanine nucleotide exchange factor 10. The transcript is spliced from 11 exons. Gene Ontology annotation, molecular function: guanyl-nucleotide exchange factor activity. Lineage: Eukaryota; Metazoa; Arthropoda; Insecta; Hymenoptera; Braconidae. The record is from RefSeq and is a predicted model, not a curated record. Gene Ontology annotation, biological process: actin cytoskeleton organization; positive regulation of stress fiber assembly. Bases 630 to 5264 code for a protein of 1544 amino acids.
CGAAAAACUCUCAGUUCCCUCACAACCGCCACUUGCGCCCCGGUUUGUCUCUGAGAAAAGGCUCAAAAGGAAUUCACCUCUUCAUGGGCAAAUAAAUUUUACUGUCGCCGGGGAUACGGCGUCCUGUGAUAUACAUUUAAAUGUGGAAUUAUCGGAGGACAAAGGGAGAAUUGUCUCAGUCACUUCGUCGGUGGAUUAAUUCUAUUUUUUCGCGUCAAAGUGUCAGAGUUUGAGUUUAUGUCGGUCAUGCUGUGAUUUUGGGGCCUGUUGGGGCCCAGGGCCGAAUUUUUCGAUCUUCUGCCGGUGGUGCAGUGUCCAGUGUUGAAAUUAAUUCGAGCAGUUGACCGGCAUCACGAGUAAUAUGCGUGAUGCAUAUUUAUUAUUCCCAAGUCCAACAAUGAGUGUGUGUUGAGUGCCAUAAAGACCCCCCAAAACAAAUUCGUUACGAGGUCUUUCACAAUAACAAAAGGAGAGAAAAAAAAGCAUCAGAGGGGUCAGUAGUAAAUUCAUCUCGAAUUGAACAAUCAAUUCCUCGAGUUUAUCUGGGGAAUUCCAAGAUCGAGAGGGCAAAAAUGGACGCCCGAGGAUGCACAACUGAUAUCUCUCCACCGAUGACCGGACGAUGAGAAAUGGCAACCCCAGUGUCGCCAUCCUGUCCAGGCACAUGCCUGGGUCAGAUACCCCAGUCAUCGCGCUGUGCAAAUCUCGAAUUUCCACCACCACCACCAUAUCCACCUCCAACGGCUGAACAAUCCACAUCCCAACAUCAACGACUCAUUCAGGAUUACUCCUACGCAUGUUACGAGCCAGGUCCAAGCUCAAUUUAUCCCCGUGGUGGCUACCAAGAGGGUGGACAGCGAAUGUGGAAUUGUCACAUACAGUGUGGAACACCUGUGCGAGAUCCAACUAAAAGACACACCUAUGUUACACGAUAUGGAACUGAGGAGAACAUCUACGAGGAGAUAUCCGAGAUCAGUAGACAAUGUCGCCUGGGUAUCUCGGGCUCCGGACGAUCUCUAGUUGAUGAGGAAGUUCGAAGAGUUCAAUUAGGUCAUCGUCGUGUCCUCGGGGAAUUAAAUCUGAGUGUCGAGGCGAUGUUGAUGCCCUCGAUGAUCGACGAGAUCGAUGAAAAUUCCGAGAUGAUGCGACACGAUGACGAGGAAAAGCGAAAAAUACUCCACAGUAUUUUAGCAGAGGAGUCUAUGUCACCAGUUGGAUGUGAUCUCGACAGUGGAUUCAGUGGCAGCUCAAGUGCCAGUUACAGAUCUGGACUGGGAUCUCUCCGUCGUGACCUUGGCAAAAAUUCUCUGGCCUCAACAUCUUGCACGAAACUCAUCGGCAGUACGACUCGACGAAACAAAGCAACAAUGAUUUGGAAGAAGGGAUUGAAGAGCUGGAAGAAGCUGCAUGCCUUCACUAACUCCUCGAAAGUCUGUGAUGAGCCUCGCUCUCGCUGUCAAUCCUGGGACGACGUAGUGCCACCCCCAAGAAUGGACCAAUUGACAAAACGUCAGAGCCUCCAGCAGCCGCCACAUCAUCUGCUGGAAGCAACGAGCUCCAAUGCCUCAGUGCAAUCCGUUAAAAGCGAGGACUCCUGGUGUUCAGCAUCGGAUCACGAGCCGUCGUCCGACGACGAGUCCGAGAAGAGCAACAUGAGCAUAAAGAGUAACUGUCAAUUACGCAAUACCCUGCACAAGGCCAAGACCCUGUGCGACAAGUGGAGGACCCAAAAUAUAAGACUGAAUAAUGCAAAUGCCGAGACUAUUGACACAUCAAUCAAUCAGGGGAGAUUAUCGAGAUGGUUCAGCAUCAGGCGAGGAUCAACUCAUCAUUAUGACGUUGACUCUUCGUCAUCUGAUACGUCCACUGUCUCGAUGUGCAGUCCUAUCAAGGGACAGCCAUCAUCAACACCUCUUCAGAGAUCACCAGUACCCAGUGCCAACACCAUGACACGUUUAAUUGAGGAGGAGGAGACUUAUGGAUCAAACUCAUCGCCAGCAGCUGCGAUUAUGCAAUUCCAAUGUCCUCAUCAUCACAGACAGCCACCCCCAACUCUACCCCCAGCUCCAUCAAAACUGACACAACAGCAAUUAAAAAGACGUCUCAUUGUGGCGGCCCUUGUACAAUCGGAGAACAGUUAUGUCGCAACGUUACAGAGACUCGUUAAUGGGUAUAAAAAACCAUUGGAGGAGUCCUCACCACCGAUACUCAGUCAAACUAAAAUAGCAACUCUUUUUCAUCGACUACCCGAGAUACUGCAGUGUCAUACAUUGUUUAGAGUGGCUCUCGCCGAGUGUGUCGAGUCUUGGGACAAGGAUGAGAGGCUUGGAGAUGUAUUCGUCGCGAGUUUCAGUAAAGCACUCGUUCUCGAUAUUUAUAGUGGAUUUAUCAAUAAUUUUUCCGUUGCCAUGGACCUCGCCAAGCAGGAGUCCAAACGGAAAACUGCACUUGCUGAUUUUUUCAAGGUGAAGCAAAUAAGUGCCCAUGAUAGGCUGUCCUUCUUUGGACUGAUGGUGAAACCAGUGCAGAGGUUUCCACAAUUCAUUCUCUUCCUUCAGGACCUUUUGAAACACACACCACAAGGUCACCAUGACAGGAUGUCCCUGCAACUAGCCCUGACGCAGCUAGAGAGUUUAGCAGAAAUGUUGAAUGAAAGGAAACGAGAGGCCGAGCAAUUCCAGGCAUUCAAAGAAAUGUUACGUCACGUUUCUGGAAAGCUCUCCCACCGGCCACUUUCAUCUUCCUCUAGAUAUCUGAUAAGAGAGGACAAUGUUACACAAUUGGAAUUCAAUGCCAGUGGAAUGAUAACAAAGUCCAAAAGAAGAAGAUUAUUGUUGCUUAAUGAUUUGGUUGUUUGUGUGUCGGUCGCGCCAAGAUCGAUCGAUGAUUUUUCCAGCAGCGAGAGGCUCACCCUCAAGUGGACGCAUCCGGUGUCCGACAUUGAGAUUCAAGACACCAGUACAUCGCCAACACUGAGCCGAUUACUCACCGCUGGAUUGAACAAAGGCGGCAGUUUGAAGUCCGACAAGAGUGGGGGAAUGAAUGAGAGUAGUCAGGCAGGUGCUGAUACCCUCUGCGUGGAAAUGAAUGAUCUUAUGCAUGAUUACGAGGUCAUGUCGAGGAUAAGUGAUUUGGUUACACAACUCAAGGGCACGUAUGAGGGUAUAUCAGUUCAACAGACGAAGCAGAUACUUCAGUCGAUUCAGUCGUCAGUCCAGCAGAAGGACGAGGACAUGAUAUGGGCGGACAGCUGUUGCCUCCAGCUGAGUACAAAACAAGGACAAAUGUACACCUUCCAAACGGAGAAUCCCCUGGUGAAGAAGGAUUGGAUUACAGAAUUGCGUCUUGCCCAGCUCGCUCUGGACCCCAACAACUCACCCUCCUGGGAAGUACCUGAGCAGGAGCAACGGCCCAGCACCAAGAUGCCGCUCUUCGUCAAAUCCCAGCCUGUCUACAGCUCCCAAUAUGCGUCAGAAGUCACCUGUGGCUGCUACUACACCACUCAGUCACCAAAACCAACGAGAAGACACACCUCGAGGCAUCCUCAGAGCUACCUCUGGAUCUGCACGGGUAAUGGUGUCUCCAGUCACAUCACGGUCUUCUCCCAGUCGACGUCUGCAACGUCUUCCUCGACUUCCCUGAAGAAGACGUCGGCAUUCGAUCUUUUUGAGACGAAAGUUACAGCUAUCGAGUUCGUCAAGAGCUUCAGCACUCUCAAUCCUGAUCUGAUAUUCCUGGGAACGGAUUCUCAUAAAGUCAUAAUUUAUAAUGCCGUGGAGCCUGAGAAACAGGAGCAGAUGGGAAUGUACCCAACACCUGGAUCUGUCAUUCAGAUCAAGUAUCACUGCGACAAUAUCUUCAUUGCUCUGGACACGGGGAAUCUCUUGAUUUACAAAAGGAAUCAGGAUGGUAGCUGGAAUCUUUCGGCACCGAGUCAAGCAUCUCUGGGUCGCGAUCCAGUCGCCAGUCUGAUGCCCAUCAAUUCGACGGUCUAUGCAGCGUCUGGUAAGAAGGUAUGGGUCCUCUCGGGCCCCACUGGUGAAGUCCUGAAGAGCUUCUCCGUUCAGCACGAACACGUGGGGAAUGUCAAGCUGAUGGCGCACUCUGGUGUUGGGCUCUGGGUGGCCCUCAAGAACUCAUCCACCGUCUGCCUCUACCACACUGAGACGUUCAAGCACCUUCAGGAUAUCAACAUCGCCUCGAAUGUCCUCAGGGUCACCAAGACCUCAAUAUUGGACAGACUUGGAACACCUGGGGAGAACGGUGAGAACGCCUCCGUCACGGUGACAGCUCUCAUGGCCUGCAAGGGUCUCCUCUGGGUGGGGACUAACGUCGGCAUCAGUCUCACUAUUCCCCUUCCUCGAUUAGAGGGCGUUCCCAUAAUCAGUGGACGUGUCAAUAUAAGUUACCACGCCCAUUUCGGACCAAUCACAUUUUUACUGGCACUUCAGAACUCCAAGGUCGUUUAUCCGAAAGAGGAACUCGAGGUGGAGGAGGUUAAGGGUAACGAGGAAGAGGUCAAUAAGAAUAGAGUUGACAAGUUGAAGCAACAGUUGGCGGGUAGUCCUGUGGCCUUGAGACGAAAAAAGGUGAGAGAGAGUGAGUACAGGGGUUCUAAGACACUUCCCAGGGGCUUCGGUGGGAAUUUCUCCGCCCAGGGGGCAUUCCUCGGGAACUCCCUGAGUAAUUCGUCGGGAUCGUCAGGGGAGAAUUGCAAUGUUUAUGGUUUGUAUGAGGAACUUAUGUACCCCAGGAACUACGAGAAUGAUAAUAAUUCAGGCGUUGAUACUAUUUAUGAGAGCCUCAGGCGUUCUGAUCCCGAACUUGGGGGCGUGCCUAGUAAAGUUAAUACUCUCGAUCGACGGCUUAAGAUGAAGAUAACGAGGCCCAGGUCUCUCGAUCUCAGCAAUUGGUCAGUCGAUUCACAUGCAAGCUCUUUGUACACGUCGUCCGGGUCCGAGGAGAAUCUCUCCAAGGGCAAGCUUUCCAGAAAUGGGUCCUGUGUUAGUAGGAGUGGGGGUCGGGAGGCGGGAUUUGCAUUUACGGGUGGGGGAAAAGAGGAAGAUAAAGCGACAAAGGUGUGUAGCAAGGGCACGGGGAAGAGGAAGGUACAGGUUGUUGAGCAGCCGAAGAGAACUGUUCUUACCCUUAUGGGGGGCAGAGGGUAUGUUAAUUGGAGGCAAUUGGGGGGUGUUCAGGGGAAAGGGAUGAGAGAGCCUAAUAGUAAUGAUGCACAUAUUGUUUUGUGGGAGAUGAAGUUGUAGGGGGAGGGAUGAAUGUGCGAGGGGCUGAGGGCGACCUGGGGGAGCUUCUUCGGGGAAGGGCUUGGAAGUGGGUCGUCAUGGUAAUCGUUUUCAGGGAAAAUUUUGCUGGCUUUCACGUGGUCGUGAUCAUUUUUUUCCCUUGAUCUCAUUUUCAGAGAUAUUUGGGGCGAGAGAUAGAACGGUUCGUGGGAUGGAAAUGAGUUUAGGCUCAGGUUCUCCUCAGCCACUUUGUGUAUUUAUUCCCAACUCUCCCGGUGCUUAUUUAACGUGCAAAUCGACAAUAAUCUGAAAUUAAGAAUCUCAAAGAGAAAUUAUUUUUUUUUCUAUUCGUCACGUCAAUUUUUUUUUCGUUAAUCCCAAUGCAAUUUGUUCUCAUGGAAAAAGACAUUCCUAAUUUAUUAAUGACGUGAAAAUGACUUAAAAAUGAUGAAAAAAAGUUGAUUAUAAAUCACCAAAGAAAAAUUGAAGAAGACGAAAAAUACAUUCUUGUAUGAAAAUUAUUUUUCAAAACAAAUGUAAUUAAGAAGAAUCCACUAGUAAAUUUUUCUGAUGAAAAAUUCAUUUUUUGUUGAAAUAAUGUUAAAUAAGCCAUGGAUAUAUAUUAAUAAUGUUCAAAUUUUCUGGGCCUUGUUAGUUAUUAAAUCGUGAAAUUACUAUUGAAAAAACAACUGUUCACAUUUUAUAAAUAAGCGAAUGGAAUAAAAAACAGUUGAAGCUUUUUCUUAUAGAAAUUUUCGAUCGAGUUUUUGAACUAAAAUAUUUAUAUAUAUUUUCUGCCAUUGUUUUUUUCCGCAAAGUAUUUGUGGAGAGAGAAGCAACAAUUAAUCACUUGGGAAAUGAACUUUGUUAGUUCUUAAUUAUUAUAUUCUUGUGAUAAGAGAAACUAGAAAAAUUAUAAUAAUGGUUGAUAACACGAAUGUUACCCCGUAUUGCGUGAUUGAAAUGAAUGAAUCUAGUUGAUUAGAAAAAUUAAAUGGGAGAUUUGAUGUGCUUUCGAAUGCUCGGUGAUGAAUUUUCUUUUGUAUGAGAAGUAUAUGACAGGAGUUUAUGUAUAUACAUAAUGCACUCGAAGGCCAGCAGGUGCCAUUGUAAAAUUCUCACAAUUAUGUUUACUCAUUACUUUUCUCUUCAUUAUUUUUGAUUUUCUUUUUUCUUUGUAAUUUAAACAAACGUUAUUGAGAUA